CAACAGAUUUGCAGUUGGUUAGGAAUUAAAAAAGUCAUGGCGUGUACAAAACUCUACAGUGGGCUACAACUUUUAAGUCGUAAUUCGACUAGCCGUGUUCUGAGCUCAUCUAUCGUCAAUUCAAGCCGCAAUUAUAGCAACUCACGCAAUGAUUUAGAAAAAUCCACACACACUGGACAGGUUUUUGACAAGGAAGAUUAUCGCAAUGUGCGAUUUGUUAAUGCCAAACGAUAUGUGAACGAAAAUUGGGGCAUCAAUUUGAUCGAUGAAGUACCACCAAUUGAAGUUACAGACCGUGUUGUCUAUUGUGAUGGCGGUGAUGCGAACUUGGGUCAUCCUAAAAUUUACAUAAAUUUGGAUAAACCGGGUCCUCAAAUCUGUGGAUAUUGUGGUCUUAGAUUUGUAAAGAAAGAGGGACACCACCAUUAAAUUUUAUUGUUGGAAGAAGUUGAAUGUGGAAAAAUACAAGUGGGAGAAUUAUUGAUUUGAAUUGUCUCUGUGAAUAAAUAUUUUGAAAACGAA
Zeugodacus cucurbitae (melon fly) is the source of this 522-nucleotide messenger RNA. RefSeq names its product NADH dehydrogenase [ubiquinone] iron-sulfur protein 6, mitochondrial (gene ND-13A). The record is from RefSeq and is a predicted model, not a curated record. NCBI's taxonomy places the organism in Eukaryota, Metazoa, Arthropoda, Insecta, Diptera, Tephritidae. The transcript is spliced from 3 exons. Bases 37 to 429 code for a protein of 130 amino acids. Gene Ontology annotation, biological process: mitochondrial electron transport, NADH to ubiquinone.